Molecule: messenger RNA, 3091 nt
Organism: Styela clava
Lineage: Eukaryota; Metazoa; Chordata; Ascidiacea; Stolidobranchia; Styelidae
Product: alpha-1,6-mannosylglycoprotein 6-beta-N-acetylglucosaminyltransferase A-like
Biological process (GO): protein N-linked glycosylation
Cellular component (GO): Golgi apparatus
Molecular function (GO): alpha-1,6-mannosylglycoprotein 6-beta-N-acetylglucosaminyltransferase activity
Source: RefSeq, a predicted model, not a curated record
UUGAAUUCUCUAUCGGAUCUAUGUAUAUAUAUAAUAUAUGAAAACUAAAAUUGAUUAUUGAGCAAGAAAACAAUGUUACGUUUUUGUCUAAUUGUUUCAAAUGGAACCGGAAGCACUGUGGUGCAUGGCGUGGUGAUGACUUACGCCUGACAUCUUUUAGUAAAGUGACGCCUCAGGUACCGGUACUCAGUAUCAAGAAAUCUCUAAUGGCCAGAAUGGUGCCGCGUAGAUGGAAACGUUUAUUCAUGUUUUUCGCUUUUUUCUGCAUCAUUCAUCUGAUCAUCAUAGGAACAUAUACAGCGAGAUCAAAGCGUUUCGAGAAGAAACCAAUCGCAGGUGCUUCAGCUAUGGUACACGAACACGAUACAACAAGUAAAUUUAUGACUACAUCGAUGUUUUCAAGUAAAGAUACCACAGUGAUACCUGUCAUCACAACUGCUACAACAGAAUUGACCACCACGGAGUCAAAGUCAAAUAUGACCGAAUGUGAGCUGCCAGGGAUUGUACGAAACGGUGUGCCUUGGCCAAACUGCCUUGAAAAGUACGGAUGGAUGACACAAAACUGGAAAAGCCAUAGUUGCUACGCAGAACAUGGAGUUAAUGGAGACCCAUGCACAAUUCUUCAGUAUUUGUCACAGGAGGAAAAACACUGCCCACCGGUUAAGACUAAAACAAGAAUACCGAAACUGGCGGAAUCCUAUGCGCAAGGCAUUGCAGCUGUACCGCGUGAAAGUUUUCAACAUCUAUAUAACGAAUUUUCCGACAUUGUCGAUUACGCUUGGAUGAAAAAUCGCAUCAAAAAUAUGGAGGAACUUUGGAUUCAAAAUUCGAAAGAACUGUUCAACGAACGGUCAACACCAACAGCUCGUAAAAGAAUACAUAUUCAUCUUGGAUUGAUGUCAUUGGGAAUUGGUAAAGACGCUUUUAAAGGUGGGCCACUAGGAGAACUCGUACAAUGGAGUGACUUGAUUGCUUCUUUGUUUAUAAUGGGGCACGAUAUUGUGGUUACAAAGACGAAGCCCGAGGUGACGUUUAUUUAUCAAGAUUACAUAAACGCCUGGGACGGAUCACCAUGUCCCCCAUUGGCUUCUAAUAAAGCAGCAAAGCCGCCAUUUGAUAUCAUAUAUUCUGACAUAAGAGGGUAUAAGGAAUGGCUGCACUUGCUUGGAGAAAGUAAGGCCCAGCCAUUGAAAUGUCGAGUUAGAAUUGUUGACAGUUUUGGUACGGAGGCAAUGUUUAAUCACCCGCCGUACAGAGAGGCAAAAAAACUUCCAAAAUCGCAAUACAGUGGUAUAAAUCUGAACCUCAUGCAAUUUAAUGUUAUGUUUCCACACACUCCCGAUAAUACAUUUCUGGGUUUCGUUACUGAAUUUGCAAAGACGAGAGAAAGCAUUAUGAAUGUAAAUGCAUCGGAUUCUAAUGAGAGAAAUAUUGCGCUGAUUUACGGUAAACUAGAAAACUUUUGGAAAGAUAAAGAAAAAUACAUUGAUAUAAUCAGCGAAUAUGUUUCUGAAGUACAUGCCACCGUGCAUGAGCCAAAAAAUUUGCGACCUUAUAUUAUAAAUCACGGAAUUGUCGGCCGUGCUGAAUUAAAUAAACUAUUGGCCAGGACUAAAAUAUUCGUUGGGUUGGGAUUUCCUUUCGAAGGCCCUGCACCAUUGGAAGCAAUACAAAAAGGUGCUAUUUUUCUUAAUCCUUACUUUUCUACCCCCAUUUCUUUCUUGAACCAUGACUUUUAUAAACUAAAGCCUACAAAGCGAGCUAUAUCUUCGCAGAAUCCAUACGCAGAGAAAUUCAUUGGCAAACCUCAUGUUUACACUGUGAAUAUAGAAGACGAAACCGCCUUGCGCGCUGCCUUGUCAGAAAUAAUGAAUUCAUCCCAUCCUGGAAAUUAUUUAGCAUACGAGUUUUCUGUUCGAGGGAUGCUUGAACGAGUAAGUGUGCAAAUUGAUAGACAGCAGUUCUGUGUGAACGUGCCUUAUCCUCCGGAUCUCGAAGAAAAACUGCGUUGGCCACCCUUGUCAGCGUUACGCACACGAGUUUCCACGCAUUCGAAAUGGCAGAGUUGCAAUGAGGUUUGCGACGAAGAAGGCCUGAUAUGCGAACCUAGCUUCUUUCCUAUUCUUAACCGAAAAGAAGCUUUUGGAGCGUUGGGUUUUAUAUGCAAUUCUACUAUGCAUCUACAAACUCAAGAGUUGGAUUACCCGGCAUAUGAUAAAAAUAAUGGUAUAUGUUAUUUACAAUCUAAUUCCUAUCUAUUCAGCUGUGCCGGUAAUUAUUUAAAUAUGCAACGAAUUUGUCCUUGUAGAGACUUCAGAAAAGGCCAAAUUGCGUUAUGCAGAGAUUGUGGUUUAAAGUGAAUUUUUAUCGCGACUAUACUGUGUCAGUUACAAAUUCAUUAAUAUAACUAAAAUAUCUUAUUGUUUCUAAAUUUUGUUUUAGUUCGUUUCCAAAUCUUUGCACUUUGUAAAAGCAAUUGCAUUUUAUGAUUGCGUCUGCUGCCUAGCUAAAGCACUUCUAAUAACACAAUUGUUACUGUUUCAUUGUGAUUAAAAGGUAAACAACGGCUGUAAGAAAAUAUGUAAAAAAUAUUUUCUUUCUCUUGAGAUGGUAUUUGUAUUUUACUCUAAUUGAUCUGAUUAACAUUAAAAAAAAAGCCACUGUUUAGUUUUAGGUUCCGGCUCAUGCAAUGUCUAAAAGCAAUUUAUUCGUCUUCACAUGUCCUGUUUCCAACUUCAACCUUAUAAAUGUCUGCUCUAAUUUUUUGCACUGUUGCGUUUUUUGCACUGUUUUUGAUAAAGCGAUAUCAUGCGUAAAGUAUUUUCUGUAUUCUUUCAUUAUUAAUAUACUUUCUUUAAAAUGAUCACAUUGCUUUUUACAAAAUAGUGCGAUCAAAUCUACUACGUGAUAAGCUGAGCCCCGGCAAUGAUAUGCGGUGUUGGGACGAAGCCCCUAAAUCCCAAAUAACUAGUCUGGUCGAGUCAUGGCCUAUCUGAGUCUGUAGUCGAGUCAAUCUAUGAUAUGAACAUCAAUUACUUGAUUGGCUGAGCACGAUUCCAGGUCACUUUUAGAUGACCCACUUUGAGUCUUU